Thalassophryne amazonica is the source of this 2531-nucleotide messenger RNA. It is a transcript of the gene fam234b, whose product is annotated as family with sequence similarity 234 member B. The record is from RefSeq and is a predicted model, not a curated record. Bases 81 to 2138 code for a protein of 685 amino acids. The transcript has 13 exons. Lineage: Eukaryota; Metazoa; Chordata; Actinopteri; Batrachoidiformes; Batrachoididae.
AUUUGUACGGCCAAAUCCCGACCUGGUUAGAUGGUGGUUGGAUGCGUGCUUGUGGUCUCAUAUCAGUCUGAAAAGCAGAAAUGGCUGCAGCUCUGUCUCGAGCCCUCAAACUGCCCGGGAAGAAAGGUUCAGAGUUAGGGGAGUACGACCCUCUCACUCAAGCAGACAGUGAGGAUGAGAGCGAAGAGGAUGACCUCGUGCUCAACUAUCCUCGAAAUGGCCUUGGCAGGGACAGCUGCCUUGGCUCGGGCUCCUCAGUGCUGCGGGGUGGCAGAUCUGGACGACUUGUGGGGGCUGAAGAUGAUGCACAAGAGGAGGAUGAUGAAGAAGAAGAGGAUGAUUGGAGAGAGCAACUCCCCAGCAAAUCCAAGCGGGACAGAGAUGGUAUGAAGUACUGGAGCCAAAGGGAUCAAGCAGAGGAGGACCGAGGAUGUCCGGGACCAAUGGGGGCUGCUGGGUUGGGGAUCAGUAGUUCUGAUGCAGAAGAAAAGAUGAGGAUGACGCAUGCUAUACGAACUGCAUUUUUCCUGGUGCCUUUGGUCUGUGCCACAUUGCUUGUGUUGUUGUGUGCAUUCCUGAUUCCUUGUCAGAAGGGAGAACUGGAAAUCAGACCGGAGUGGGAGAGAGCAUUGGGAAUUGCUGGAGGUGUCACUCCAUCAGCACUGGCAUUGUGGGACUUUGAUGGUGAUUCAGUAGAAGAUGUCUUACUUGGUGUUACAGAACAGACCAAUGACACCCAACCUGCACAGGGGAAAGUACAAAAGUACAAAAUUUACAGUGCGGUGGCGCUGUCUGCGGUGAGCGGUCAGGUACUGUGGAGGAGCAUCAUGAGGGAAUCUGUGAAGUACAUCCAGUGUGGUCUGCAGUACAGCGCCCAGCUGUCCCCCGUUUGCCUCCUCAUUGGGAAAUCUGUCGUCAUGGCCAUCAAUGGCACCACAGGGAAGAAGCUAUGGUCAGUCCUGCUGAAGAACAUCGAUUCCCAGGCAGUGUCACUUCCAGACCUCCAGGGUGACUCAGUCCCAGACCUUCUGAUAGCGACGCUGCCUGCAGAUGUGGGUCCGGAUCUUUCACUGAAUUUGAUUUCUGGGCUGACCGGAGCGAAACUGGGUCAUCCUAUGCCUUUCAACCUCACAGGACAGGGAAAAGUGAUCGGCCCUCUGCUGCACAAGACACAACAUGGGGCAUACUACAUCCUGUUUGGACGAGGUAAUGUUGAGGCCAUCUCUCUGCACGACAUUUAUGUCCGUGCUACUGGAAAAAUGCCUCAGGCUGUCAGUCAAAAGGAUCCAGUGUGGGAAGGACUCAAGAAAACAAGUAACUCAUCAUUCAUCGACAUUUACAGAGGCACUGAGCGUGUGGAGUUCCUUGCUCCCUCUUUGUGUCUGGCUUUGGUAACAUCCACAACAGUUUGGAUGCAGUUUCAAAACCUGAACACUACCAGGAGUGACUGGGUGUUGGUGUAUGGAUCCAGCACGGUGUCCAGUGCUCAGAGAGAAGGACGCACACAAAAGUGGACAUUCAGCUCACCUCCCAUUCACAGUCAACCAGUCCCAGGACAUUACAAUGAUGAUGGGGUUCUUGAUCUUUUUGUCCAGCAUUCAGCAAAUGGCUCGAUGACGGCACAAGUUAUUGAUGGGGCGACUGGUCGUCCUCUCUGGACAGCAGAAUUUGUCUGCCCUGGUCUGGAUAUCGACGCUUCAGCAGUCUCCACCACAAAUGGUUUCUCAGCGUUCUUGUUCUGGGCGAGUGAACCAAUUAUAGCACAGAAAAAUGGCGCCAAGACAACAGUUGCACCAGGUGUUGUUGCAGCAGAGCCGCUCAUCAGAAAAUUAUUCCUACUGCAUCCAACAUAUCCCGCAAUCCUCCUGCAGCUCGCGAGCACGACCGACACGGCCGUCACAUCUGCAGUGAGUUACCAGGAGCACCAGAAAGACGCUUCCUACAUCACCGUAUCCUCUCCCCCCACACCACAUUCGGACCCUGGGGCUCGAUUAAUCAAGAACAUGAGCCUGAGAGCUGCAAUCGCCAAAGCUCAAGUCGUCAGGCUGCAGGAAAGCAAGAAAACUGGAGGACCCAUCAAAUCCAGUGUGUUUGAGGUCAACAAAUUCUUCAGACAUCUCUCCUUUAAACGUCAGUGAUGAAGCGAUGACUGCAGCUGCUGUCUGUCACUGGAUGAAGAGGAGGAACGUUUGCACCAACACAAAACUGACAAUUCAUUUGAAGCUGUUUACAUGAUUGUUUUACCAAGUAUAACUUUAAUUUAUUUUUCAUGACAUGACAAAUCCUCAUUGUGAAGGAUUAUUUAUGAGUCAUAGUUUUAUCUUUUAUUUAUUUUUCAGUUCUUCUAUGUCAUUUUGACACAGUGAGACUGUUUGUUGAAAUUAUUUAACUUGCAUUCAAGGUGGUAUUUCAAAUCAUUAGAGUGUUUCUAAUUGUUUGGCACUGAUGGCAACAGAAUAAUUUUUAUUUUUGAAAGUGAAGCACAAUAAUGCAGGUGAAAGAACAAAAGUGUGGUAAAUCUACUGAGGUCA